Molecule: messenger RNA, 2828 nt
Organism: Pararge aegeria (speckled wood butterfly)
Lineage: Eukaryota; Metazoa; Arthropoda; Insecta; Lepidoptera; Nymphalidae
Product: inter-alpha-trypsin inhibitor heavy chain H4-like
Exons: 24
Coding region: 25-2739 (904 amino acids)
Source: RefSeq, a predicted model, not a curated record
AGGAGAAACAAGUCGAUUACUACAAUGGCACCCCACAGACUGAUGAUAGCGUUCUGCUUCUGUGUAAUAGCAGCGGGCGCGAACUCCGCAUCAAUCCACACACAGGAUGAGCACAUAGUUGUUGCGAGUGAACAACAUAAAGUUCGCAGGAGCAUCGAUACUAGUACAGACAGACCCUAUGAUCCCAUCAAAUUGACUGAAAUGCGCGUGCGCUCAGAAGUAGCUUUGCGUUACGCACGGACAUCUGUGAUCACUCACGUGAUAAAUCCUGAUAUGCGGCCGCAAGAGGCCUCGUUCCACAUGCUGCUUCCAGACACCGCUUUCAUUAGUGGGUUUACAAUGAUUACUGAUGGAAAAUCAUACAAAGCGUAUGUUAAAGAAAAGCAAGAAGCUAAACAAAUGUAUACCCAAGCUGUAUCACAGGGCAGUGGUGCAGCUCACAUUGCAACAAAAGCUCGCGACUCCAAUCACUUCACGGUGUCAGUCAACGUGGAAGGCAACACUACAGCUGUCUUCGACUUGAGAUACGAAGAUUUCCUAGUCAGCCGCAACGGGUUGUACAGCCACAUAAUUAACCUGCACCCUGGCGCUCUUGUGCCAACAAUGGAGGUCGUAGUUCAUAUCAAAGAAUCACAAAAGAUUACUAAACUACAUGUUCCCGAAGUCAGAACCGGAAAUGAAAUUGAAGCGAAACAAAAUGAUGCACAAAACUCUAAGGUUGUUAUUCAAAAUGGUACAAACGAAAAUGAAGUAACCAUCACAUUUACUCCUGACCUUGCAGAACAGAGAAGACUUGCAAAAAUAUACAGGGAUAAAAGCCAACUCGGUAGUAGCAGCACAGCGCUCGGACAGUUUGUGGUGGAGUACGACGUAGAGCGGUCUAAUAAUGGUGAAAUCUUAUUGAACGAUGGCUACUUUGUACAUUUCCUGGCACCUACUUCGCUACCGCCACUGAGCAAGCACGUUGUGUUUGUGUUGGACACCUCGUAUUCUAUGUACGGUGGAAAGAUCGAACAACUGCGCAAAGCCAUGGAUGUCAUACUCUCCGACCUUCAUCCAAACGACUAUUUCAACAUUGUCGAGUUCAACAGCGUUAUCAAGAUUUAUGAAUUGAAGGAUGAUGAAUCGCUUUAUACACAUACCAGCUCUGCUUCGGCGGUGCCACCAGCACCUGCCUCGGCGGCUAAUAUUGCCAAAGCGAAAGUUAUUGCGUCCAGACUGAAUAUUAGUGGAGCAACUAACAUUAACGACGCAUUGGAAGCGGCUUUGAGUCUUGUAAAAAAGAGCGUUGAACAGAAAAACGAAAAGAUUGAUACUGAAAACGAUAAUGAACCAGCUGAAAUAAAAAUACAAAUGGAGCCCAUAAUUAUCUUUUUGACGGACGGCGAGCCCAACGUGGGUCAAAGUGACCCCAACCAAAUUAUCUCGCAUAUAACCAAAAUGAACUCUGGAGAAAUAAGAGCAGCCUUGUACUCGCUCGCUUUUGGUGACAACGCGGACCGUACCUUCCUCCGCAAACUCUCUCUCCGCAAUGAAGGCUUCAUGCGGCACAUCUACAUGGCAGCUGAUGCGGCGCUGCAGUUACAGGACUUCUACCGCCAGGUGUCCUCGCCACUUCUUGCUAACGUCAAGUUCCAGUACCCAAAGAAUCAGGUAAAAGAAGAGUCUGUGAGCCUUCAUAACUUCCGUACUAUUAACGCGGGCUCGGAGGUGGCCGUAGUGGGGCAGCUCGCGGAUGACGUCACCGAGAUAACGCCACGAAUCGUUGGCUUCUCAGGCAUUGAAAACGAAGUGGGCUGGAAUCGGUAUGAAGUAGCUCCGGAAGUGGUCGUAAAUAGUACCAAGGACGAGCAUAUGCCUCUCGAGCGGUUGUGGGCGUACCUCACCAUCAAGCAGCUUUUGGACAAGCGCGCCGCUGACGGCGACCACAGCACUGAUGAAAACAGUCCCGAGAAGAAGGCUCUGGCUAUAGCGCUUAAGUACUCGUUCGUGACCCCUCUGACGUCACUGGUAGUAGUAAAGCCGAAUGAAACUUACUCUGUUGAUGUCGAACCAGCUGAAGCUACAUCCACACCAGCGUGGGUAUCUCCAUCGCAGAGCGCUGCGCCACCGGUCUGGAGUGCACCCGCCGACUGGGGAUACGGAGCCAACAGACGUGGAGGCUGGUUCCAGAGAAAUUUAAUUGGUAACGGACAACACAACCGCAAUACGGUCUACUACGGCGGUUCUGACAAUGAUGACUACGGUAUUUCGUCUCUAUUGUACGCGUACCCUCCAAAAUACACGAACUCAUUUCGGUUCAAUCCCGCUCGGAGAAUCACGGCCUAUCGACCAUUUACCUCCGUGCCCGCUACUAUUACUACUACGAGCACUAGUACACAAACUCCAACUACAGCCUCAAAUGUAAACUACCACUUAGAAGGCUUUGAAUGGACAUCUUCGAUGCUCAACAGCAGCACUGGCGCACUUACAGUGCUCGGAGAAAAUGGUACACAAGUCAUCCUUCAGUUGGCGACGGAUGUUGACCCGCCAAAAGCAGAUGCUGGAGAUAAGGAGUGUUCGAAGAGCACGUUCGCAGUGGGGGCGAAUGAGAACGUAGGCAGAGUCUGUGUGUAUCUCACGCGGUGCUACGCUGCCCGGACCAUCACUUCUGAUGACUAUCAGAAGAGCUACUGCAUUGUCAACAACAGGUAUGCUGGUGUCUGCUGCCCAAGAGACGAUGUUGAUAGAAAACCUUAGUAACAGUAUUUGAAUUAAUUACUGUUAAUUCUCAUAUAUAUUAAGGUAUACCUGUUGAGUACUUUUAGAUGUUUAAGUUUUAUGAAUUA